Molecule: messenger RNA, 4957 nt
Organism: Nycticebus coucang (slow loris)
Lineage: Eukaryota; Metazoa; Chordata; Mammalia; Primates; Lorisidae
Gene: TESPA1
Product: thymocyte expressed, positive selection associated 1
Exons: 11
Coding region: 2680-4239 (519 amino acids)
Molecular function (GO): signaling receptor binding
Source: RefSeq, a predicted model, not a curated record
GGAAGCCUAAUUCAGGUAUUCUCAGGCUAAGGUUUGUGUUUUGGAUUCUAAUAGAGAAUGAAAAGGAAGUUUGAUCUCAGCUUAUAUCAUGACUCACAAAGCUCGCUGUGGGCUCCAGUAAGAGAAAGAGAUCAAGCAUUUAUUUCCACUUGAAAACUGUUUUGUUUUCCACCUAAGAAACAAGACCAAAGUGGGUGUUCUCGUACCCACCAUAGUCCAUACCCUGCCUCCCCCAGACCCAGUGCAGAAUGGCUUCAACGCAGGUUUGGGGCUGAGAGUAGAGUUUAAUCAAAUGAUCAGAGGGUCAAGAAGAAGAGUUUGUGUAGAUACUGAGAGAGAAAAGGGACAAAGAAUUAAGAAAAAAAAAAGAGUAUAUUGGGGAAAGAGUCUCAUUACCAUGGAAUAGAACUGAAGGAUUAAAGAUGUGAGUUCACAGAGCUAAGUCAAUGGUCAAAGAAUUUUACACUCUUUCUCCUAUCUCCAAAUGAAACCAUCUGUAAGCCAACCCAGGUGAGCUGCUGUUUCUCAUUCAUGAUGUCUUUAUUGCCCUUCCAAAUGAAAACAUUUGAUGUCUUCCAACAUUGAGAACACAGGAUUAUUCUUUACUAAAUGCACAACUUUAAUAUUUCCUGCAGCAGGUUACAAGCUGUCCAUAAGCAGAUGUAAAGAAGAAAGAGAUCUUAGAUGGUCUUUCAAUAUUUAUUCAGGUAAACUUUUUUGUGAGAGGGAAGACAGGGAAAGGGCAGAGAAAGGGAUUUCUGCUUAUUAAUUGGAAUUUUUCCUGCUAUUCCCAAAUAUCACCUUCCCUUUUUCCUGAAGUAGAUGAUAGAAGUUCCAGAACGCUCCCUUAGAUGACUGAAGUCUUAGAAUGCUUAAAUGUUAUACUCAGGAUAAUUUUUGUUCUAAUGAUACUCCAGACUACAGGGAUGUGAAAGAGGGUUGGAAACAAAGAAGACAUUUCUUGUCUAUAAAAGAAUGUGAGACGGGAGGCUGAGGCAAGAGAAUCGCGUAAGCCCAGGAGUUGGAGGUUGCUGUGAGCUGUGUGAGGCCACGGCACUCUACCGAGGGCCAUAAAGUGAGACUCUGCCGCUACAAAAAAAAAAAAAAAAAAAGAAUGUGAGAGCCCGUUACAGGUUGGGGGUAUAGAGGAUAGGGGAUGGUCCACCUGGCUUGAGGUGGGGUUUGUCCAGGCCGCAAACAGAGAAAUGUUAGUCGUUGUGGGAUUUCCCACAGCCCUUUGCAAUGGUGGCAAUGUGCAUCAUGUCUGUGGAUGCAGAAGGUCUCAUAGGCCACAUGAUGGAAACCCCAUUUCCUUUUUUUCUCCUCCCACGCUGGGUCUCACUCUCAGUCCCAAUUCUCAGGCACUGUUUGGGGCAUAGGUACGAUAGGGACAGAAGAGAAGAGAGGUGUGUCUGACACAACCAUGCAUGUCCCUGGGAGAGGCCCAGAGCACUGGAGACAACCCUGUGCUGGGCCUUGGAAACCCAGAGUGCUGAGAGGAAGGCUGUACCAUAUAGAGGGAUAAAGCAGCACCUGGGACCCAGAACUGCACUUACAAGUGUAGCUCUGAAGAUGAAGUCUUUUAUGGCAGCUCGAGGGCGUGGAGGGACAAGACCUGAGAGUCCUGGUCCCACUACUGCUUCCUCAGUGUGCAGGAGGGUGAGGGUGACUGGCAGAAAAGAGGCAGCAGGACCGAGUGUGAGUAGGGAGCGCACAUUAUCCUCCAGCCUUUCUAAGCUCUACCUGGACAAUUGAAUUAUUCCUCCCCUCCUUGCACCGCUUUGAACCUGUGUCUGGUACGUGCCUGGUGCCAUCAUCGUGUAGCCGUCGGAAGAAUACUGAGUGUCGUUAAAGUGGUGCUGAAUGAAACGGAAAUCUAUAGGAUCAGCAGUCGCAUUGAUGAAGUGAGCAAUUAACUCCAAGUUACGUAAAAACACAAGUUCACAGAUCACAAAGGAUCAUCUUGAAGGUGCUGGCUGCUAAUUGCCCAAGGCAAUGACUCCUGAUUUUUUUAAUGUAAUUUUUUUUUCCUGAGAAAUUCUAUGUAUCCCUAAUGCAUAAAACAGGAAACGAAGCAAACCAAGACAAAAACCAAACAAACGUACCUAACAUCACUGUAACUGAUGUGUCAUCCCAAUUGUGCGACCUCAGAAAGCCUGAAUAACUGUUGAGACCCUAAACCUUUUCAUAUUAUCUCGUUGAGGAUAAAAUAAAGUGAAUUUCAUAAAUUAUGAAUUUGAAGACAUUGUAAUCACAAUGGAAGAUUCUAGGAGAGAAAAUUCUUAAGGAUUAAAGAGAAAUGUUUUCUAAUAUAGCAUUUCAGCGACCAUGAGUAGUAGAGGUUCUUUAAAUCAGGAGAGCUUGCUCAGUGCCCCUUAAAGCGUGUUAUGUUUGAAGCUUUUGGACUUACUGAUUUUAAAGACUUUCCUUGGUAUUUUUACUUUUCAGAGCAUCAUUCCUUUGGGGGAGUAGUGGGGGGCAAAUGGGAGCUGGGCUGGACAUCUCCUCCUUGCUCCAGAGUGGGAGGUCAAGCUCCUGUGUGCCGGGACAAGAAGACCCAGUGGGUGUGGGGGUGCAGCCCUGAGCAUGGUGGUUCUGAGCAGAGGAUGAAGGAGAAUCAAUCAUUUUGCUUCUCAGAGCAGCAUUACUCCAGGAGACCCUGAAGUCUGAGCCAGGGCCAUGGAGGGUUCUGUGCUCAGCCCCACGUCCUGGGAGAAACGGCGAGCCUGGCUCCGUCAGAGCCGGAACUGGCAGACCCAGGUCCUAGAAGAGGAGGCCGCAGCCGCCUUGCAGGAUGUCACCGAUCCUGAGCCUUCCAGCCUGGAUGAUGUUUUCCAAGAAGGGAAUCCAAUCAAUAAGAUUGAAGACUGGCUGCAGGACUGUGGAUAUUCUGAAGAAGGACUCUCUGAGGAAGCAGGACGGUCAAUCUAUAAUGACUGCUCUAGCCACGGAACCAGCUUUGAUGAUGACUUGACCCUUGGAGCAGAGGCCACACUGCUGGCGGCCAAUGGCAAACUCUUCUCCAGGAAUUUCCUGGAGACAGCAAGGCCUUGUCAGCUACUUGAUCUUGGCUGUAGUUUGGCUUCCAGCAGCAUGACUGGGGGAACCAACAAGACUAGUUCCAGCAUCUCGGAGAUUCUGGACAAGGUGCAAGAAGACGCAGAAGAUGUCCUCUUCAGUCUGGGCUUUGGCCAAGAAGACCACAAACACACUUCUCGAAUCCCUGCUCGAUUUUUCACCACCCCCUCUCAGGCCAAAGGCAUAGAUUUCCAGCUCUUCCUGAAGGCUCAGGUGCGGAGGAUUGAGAUGGAGGACCCCUGUCUCAUGCUGGCCAGCAGGUUUAAGCAGGUACAGACACUGGCUGUCACUGCCGAUGCCUUCUUCUGUCUCUACUCCUAUGUGUCAAAGACACCUGUCCAAAAAUUCACACCAUCCCACAUGUUCUGGAAUUGCAACCCAACUGAUGUGCCAUCCAUCAGGAUUCUGGCCCCAGAGCCUGAACCCUCCUCACCCAGAGAGCGUCUCCGGAAAGCCAUCUCUAAGAUGUGCCUAUACACGUGCCCCCGAGGUCAGUCAUCACCACCCUACAACACUCCGCAAAGGAACAGUUUGGACCAAGUGGUAUGGGAAAUAAUGGACAGAGUAAGAGGUGAGAAGCUGGGCCUCCUGCAAGACUCUGAGUUUGGGCAAAGCCAACAAGAAGACCCUGUGCCCCCUAUUGGGACUAUGAGGCUGCCCACUUCUCCCUGUCCAUGUGUCCUCUGCUCUAAAGAGGAAACACAGAAAGGGAUGUCCACAGUGCUAACGUCAACACAAACCCUGGAUUUUAACUCCAAGAUACCCUGUUACGUACAUUCUCUGCCCAGAACAGAUCCACAAUGGACCACAGACCCUGCACAAGUGAGGAGAGAGCUAUGGAGUCUACAGGCCACCAAGAAGGAAGCCCAUUCAGUCAAGGAUGAGACUUUCUGGAAAAGAAAGAGCAAAGCAAGGAAGAGCCUGUAUCAGAAGAAUACCCUGGGCAGGAAAAUUAAGUCAUUGGACUUGCCCUUCACCUGGCAGGACUGGAAGCAGAGCGUAGACAGACAGGAACUGCAUCAUUCUUUAACCAAACAGCUGCAGGACACUUUUGACUUGGAGGAGGAGGUGCAAAGCAGCAGUGAAGAGGAGCAGAGCCUCUGGUCCAGCAGACCCAGACAGCCCUGCUGCUACCAGACUGUUGCUAGUCAAGAUUCAUGAAGCUGUCUUUGCACGCUCGGCCAGCAGCAGCUUCAUGGAGCAGUCUGCUUCCCACUUCUUCUUGCAGAAAGUUGGACUGGCCUCAGCAUCCAGGCCUUGCUCAUUGGUCCUCCAAACCCUGAAUUCAGUAGGAGAAAGGCAGCAUGGUGCAUGGGAAAGAAGACCAAUGAGACCAAGAGACUUGGAACCCACAUCCUGAAGCUGUCAGAAGCUGCAUGUGUGGAGAGAGGCCUCAGGCACAUAACUCAUCUCUCUGUACCAUGUCUUUUCUCUACUAUAUGAAAUGGACACUAGUAAGCAGAACAAAGACUUAAUUUUCUUCCAACCUUUAACAUUGCUGAGAGGAGGAUUUAAGGCUGAUCAAGUUCAGGGAAUAAGGUUGCCACUGAAAUGCUCUCAAAGGUUACAAGCUAAGAGAGGAAGGAGACAUCUCACCUCUUGUCUCUAAAACCAUGAUGUGACCUGCAGCAGGAUUCCCUCUAAAACUCUCUUCAUCCUUAUGUGUUCCUAAUUAAAUUCCAGAAAAUCAUCCACAAAACCAGAGUCCUCAUUUUCUUCCUGAGGCUUCAUCUGAAAUCUUUUGGGAGCCCUUAAAUCCAGCUUCUCUUUCAACCCAAAAUUUUAUACUCCAUAGGAAAAGAAAUGAGUGUGAUUCAGGGUCACUCCUCUUGGUCAUUGCCAAAAAAAAAAUAAUAAUAAUACAACAUUUCUGCUGGCA